This is a messenger RNA of Folsomia candida, 826 nucleotides long. RefSeq lists its product as uncharacterized. Bases 207 to 656 code for a protein of 149 amino acids. NCBI's taxonomy places the organism in Eukaryota, Metazoa, Arthropoda, Collembola, Entomobryomorpha, Isotomidae. The record is from RefSeq and is a predicted model, not a curated record. The transcript has 6 exons. Gene Ontology annotation, molecular function: odorant binding.
UUAUGACCCCACUAUGUACAUAGGUCAGAUUCAAACAAUCUUCAAGCCUACAAUCUAAUCUACCAAACUACCAGACCACUAAACUUGAUGAAAUUUGAUGCAUCUAAGAACUGAUAAAAUGUACCUGCCCCUUUAUAAGAUCAUUCAUUGCUUCACAAACGGUCUGGAGGAAAAAUCAUAUAAAAUUAGUUGUGUCAUAUAACUAAAUGAAAAUGAUGGGUUUGCUAAAUUUUUCGUUGCUCCUGGUCUUCGUAUUGUCGAUUGUCUCCACUGCACCACCUCCGGAACGAAAAUGCCGUUCAGUAUGGACCGAUCUUAAUAAAGAAGAGUUGAAAAAAAUUGGGAUUUGUACAAAAGAACUCGGCUGGAAAAAUGGGAGGGAGAAGUCUCAGAAGUCAACGUGCACCAUGAAAUGCGUCUUGACCAAGGAAGGUUUGAUCCAAGACGACGGCUUGAUAGCACUUGCAAAAUAUAACUCUUACAUUAUUGACCACUUUCCACCAUCGCUGCUUGAACGGUCAAAUUCAACAUUUUAUCCAUGCUUCCAACUCGGUGAAGGAAUAACUGUUGGAUCGGAUCCAGACUGCAAGGAAUACGAGCCGCUAAUAAAAUGUGUUAAUAGACGAUUUGCCGAUUUAUGUAAAGGCCUUCCUUGAGCGAGUGUGUGGGAUUUUGUAACCCUUUCAAGACACCUACUUUCUCUUAUAUACUUACCUAUGUAUAUUACUUACUUGUGUACAUAAAUAUAUUAGUACUUUCCACAUAUUCACGAAACUAAGAAUUUUAGUUAUACAAGUUAUACGUAUAAUAAAUAUUGGGCAUACUA